Beta vulgaris subsp. vulgaris (sugar beet) is the source of this 1231-nucleotide messenger RNA. Its product is annotated as expansin-A11. Gene Ontology annotation, cellular component: extracellular region. The coding region runs from base 111 to 884 and encodes 257 amino acids. NCBI's taxonomy places the organism in Eukaryota, Viridiplantae, Streptophyta, Magnoliopsida, Caryophyllales, Amaranthaceae. The transcript is spliced from 3 exons. Gene Ontology annotation, biological process: plant-type cell wall organization. The record is from RefSeq and is a predicted model, not a curated record.
AUUUAUUUCAGCAAAUACAACAACAAUCUCUAAUCCAAACCUCUUCAAUCUUCAUAAUUCUAAGCUAUUUCCUCAACUUCUUUAAUUUCUCUUCUGCUUAGAAAAAAAAAAUGAACAAAACAACUUUAGCUCUAGUUACUACUCUUCUAGGAUUAUGUUUCCUUAACAUUACUGUUCAAGCCUUUGUGGCUUCUAGAUGGCAAAGGGCUCAUGCCACGUUCUAUGGCGGUAGCGACGCUUCUGGAACUAUGGGAGGAGCUUGUGGGUACGGUAACCUGUACUCAACUGGGUAUGGGACUAGCACCGCGGCUCUAAGUACUGCAUUAUUCAACAAUGGUGCUUCAUGUGGGCAAUGCUACAGGAUCAUGUGUGACUAUAAGACAGAUCCUAAGUGGUGCAGGAAGGGAGGCUCGGUCACUAUUACCGCGACUAACUUCUGCCCUCCUAAUUAUGCAUUGCCAAACAAUGCUGGAGGCUGGUGCAACCCUCCUCGCCAACACUUCGACAUGGCUCAACCUAUUUGGGAGAAGAUUGGCAUCUACAGAGGUGGAAUCAUUCCUGUCCUGUUUCAAAGGGUUUCUUGCAUAAAGAGAGGGGGAGUAAGAUUUACUAUCAAUGGAAGGGACUACUUUGAGCUUGUAUUGAUCAGCAAUGUAGGUGGUGCAGGAUCAAUCAAAUCUGUUUCGAUCAAAGGAUCGAAAACGAACUGGAUGUCGAUGUCUAGGAACUGGGGGGCUAACUGGCAGUCAUUGGCUUACCUUAAUGGACAAACACUCUCCUUCAAAGUCACUACUACUGAUGGCCAAACACAAACAUUUAACAACAUAAUUCCUGGUAAUUGGAGGUUUGGACAAACGUUUUCGAGUCGUUUACAGUUCAAGUAACAUGAUGAGGCGCCUGCAGGCUGCAGCUGCGUGCUUGCAGUACAGUGUACUGUCAACUGGUGUGGGUUUAGGCCAGGAUUAUGAUAGGCAGAGGUGUGCAUAUUCAUUGAAGCAGCCCGCCAAAUCUAUCAUUUAUAAUAACAUAGUCCAUACUGUGGCUUAAUAGGAAGCAACAACUAUAAUUACUUUGUUGUUUUCACCACCCUAUACAUUAUACAUACAUAUCUUUUGUAAUUUCUUUUGGUUUGUUUUGUGUCAUUAGUGUCAGUGAAUUCAUGUGAUAUCUGAAUUCAACACUACCCUGUCUAUGUUACCACAAAGUUUAAUGGAAAACAUACUUUUAACUA